UAAGUGAUUCUUUGUUGCAGCUACCGUACCUUUGUUCUCGACUCCACCACGUGCUUCAGCUGCUUCGGCAAACAACAACGAAAUAUUCACCCGCGUGAUUGUUCAGUCACAACACAUUCAUUUUCGAAUUUAUAAAACUGUUGCCUUUCAGACUCGAUCUUGUCUUGUUACAUAUUUAAAUUCAAAGGCACUGGUUUGCAACACCGACCUCGAUUCUCUCACUAUACUAUCGUAACCUUGCCCGGCGCAAGUUUUUUUUUCUUUUUUUCCCACGCAUCCAUUCCUUACGAUUUACUCACCACGCAUAUCUUGGACCUACUUUCACAUUCCUUCUCACACGAAUUAUACCGUGUCAACAAGAUGUUAUUCACAAAUCAAAUUUCGCGCCUUGGUGGCGCCCUAGCCCUCGGAGCUGCAGCUACUCAAGCUGCCUACACAAUCCAAGACUCGUACGAUCAAACAAACUUUUUCGAGGGUUUCGAGUUCUUCAGUCUCCCUGAUCCGACAAACGGGUUUGUCAGGUAUCAGACAGCGAUUGAGGCAAAUGCCCAGUCGCUUGCCGGCUUAGCCAACGAUGCCGUUUACCUAGGUGUCGACCACACCACCAUGAAUCCGAUCGGUGGUCGUGGAUCCGUCAGAGUCAACUCUAAGAAGACUUAUAGUAACGGUCUUAUUAUUGCUGAUAUCGCUCAUCAGCCAGCUUCCCAGUGUGGAACUUGGCCAGCGUUCUGGACCGUAGGCCAAGACUGGCCGUUUAACGGGGAGAUUGAUAUCAUUGAAGGGGUGAACCUCGACACGAACAGCACUUACACUCUCCACACUGGUCCUGGAUGUACAUUCUCGCAGGGCGAUUGCAAUGCUCCAGGAACCGGAAACCUCGGCUGCGGAAUUUCGAGUCAAGACACGCAAACCUUCGCAGACGGCUUCAACGAGAUCGGCGGUGGUAUCUUUGCCGUAGAGUGGACUUCGUUAGCCAUUAACAUAUUCUUCUUCCCGCGAAACGGCGACAUCCCUCAAGAUAUCGCAGCGGGACAACCUGAUCCUAGUACCUGGGGUAGUCCUCAGACUUCGUUCUCGGGAGAGGGCUGCGAUAUCCCGAGCCACUUCAAGGAGCACCAGAUCGUCUUCGACACAACGCUGUGCGGCGACUGGGCUGGAAAGGUAUUCGGCAGCGACCCUGUCUGCGCUUCGAAGGCUUCUUCGUGCCAGGACUACGUGUCACAGAACCCGGAGGCGUUCAAGGAUUCGUACUGGUUAAUCAACUCAGUCAAAGUGUUCUCGGACGGUUACGCGACGAAGCGAGACGGCGCUGUCCGGAAACGAUUUACAGCGUAAAUGUCGCAUAUCACACUUAGGGGGUCAGGACAGAUUUUGUCGUGAUCUCUUAAGACUUUUAGGGGCGGC
Molecule: messenger RNA, 1404 nt
Organism: Daldinia loculata
Lineage: Eukaryota; Fungi; Ascomycota; Sordariomycetes; Xylariales; Hypoxylaceae
Product: glycoside hydrolase family 16 protein
Exons: 2
Coding region: 361-1335 (324 amino acids)
Biological process (GO): glucan catabolic process
Molecular function (GO): hydrolase activity, hydrolyzing O-glycosyl compounds
Source: RefSeq, a predicted model, not a curated record